This is a messenger RNA of Helicoverpa zea (corn earworm), 5004 nucleotides long. Its product is annotated as hypoxia-inducible factor 1-alpha-like. The coding region runs from base 59 to 2983 and encodes 974 amino acids. Gene Ontology annotation, biological process: regulation of transcription by RNA polymerase II; cellular response to hypoxia. Gene Ontology annotation, molecular function: DNA-binding transcription factor activity, RNA polymerase II-specific; protein dimerization activity; RNA polymerase II transcription regulatory region sequence-specific DNA binding. The record is from RefSeq and is a predicted model, not a curated record. The transcript is spliced from 12 exons. Gene Ontology annotation, cellular component: nucleus; transcription regulator complex; cytoplasm. NCBI's taxonomy places the organism in Eukaryota, Metazoa, Arthropoda, Insecta, Lepidoptera, Noctuidae.
CCUCGAUGGACUGUUUUGCCGUUCCCUCUAAAACGAAUGUAAAAUUUCGGAUACCAAAAUGCUCGUGAACGGAUUUGGCGAGCAGUAUCCUCAGGGAUGCCCUGUCGUGGGGCCCUUUGAGGAUGGGGGAUGGAAAAAACAGUGCCCGAUGGCAGAUCAGUGGUCUCGACAGGCAAUGAACUCUCAGUGUGCUUAUGGUGAUUAUAAUUCGAAUCUUCGAAGUCCCUCAGUGCAGUGUUAUAGGAAUGUGCCAUUUGUUCCGUAUAUGCACGAAAAUGUGCAUCCAUACUAUCCGGUUCAUGAAGUGUAUCAGCCAGCGAGUUAUGUGCCCCCUAGCCCUAUGAUCCACAACCUGCCCUGUAACCAGGAGCCAGCAUGGGAUUACAAUAGCAUGUGUUACAAUGUGGAUGGACAAGCGUGCCAAUAUACAACAGUUGUUGAUUUGGAAGAUUUUAUGAAUAAUGAGAAACGUAAGGAGAAGUCGCGCGUGGCAGCACGAUGUCGACGUACAAAGGAGAUGCAGAUCUUCGCAGAGCUGACUGCAGCCCUGCCCGCCAGGAAGGAGGAGGUGGAACAGCUUGACAAGGCUUCUGUCAUGCGCCUGGCGAUAUCCUACCUGAAAGUCCGGGAUGUUGUGUCUUUGCUUCCUGAGUCGGAAUCUGAACACCCCAAGAUGCAGAACCCUGAAGGUAUGGAGGAGGUGUCCACCGAACUGUCGUACAUGAAGGCUUUGGACGGAUUCGUACUGGUGCUGUCUCAGCAAGGAGACAUUGUGUACUGCAGCGAAAACAUUGCUGACCAUCUGGGCGUUUCUCAGAUGGAGAUAAUGGGCCAGAGCGUCUUCGAGUUCAGCCACCCUUGCGACCACGACGAAAUUCGCGAGGCUCUGCGUUCCACCAGCUCGGGCCGUCGUGACCUGCUGCUGCGCCUCAAGUGUACCCUGACUAGCAAGGGGAGGAAUGUGCACCUUAAAUCUGCUUCGUAUAAGGUGAUCCACAUAACUGGUCACAUGCUGAUGCCUGGUGACGACAAAGCCGAACGCAACAACAAUGAAGACAAAAAGCCUGACGCUGAUGAUAAGAAGGCUACCAGGAAUGGAACCCUGGUAGCUGUGGGCAGACCCAUCCCGCACCCAUCUAACAUCGAGAUACCGUUGGACAGCAAGACUUUCCUGUCCAAACACAGCUUGGAUAUGAAGUUCACUUAUGUUGAUGAGGCGUUGGUGAACACGCUCGGCUUCGAACCCGAAGAACUGGUUGGCCGUUCAGUGUACGAGUAUCAUCAUGCAGCCGACACCGGCUCGUUGGUCCAGCAGUUCAAAUCACUGUUCUCAAAGGGACAAUGCGAGACUGGGCGCUACCGCUUCCUCGCCAAGACUGGCGGCUACGCCUGGGUUCAGACCCAGGCUACCGUCAUCACAGACAAGCAACAGAAACCCAUCAGCGUGGUCUGCGUUAACUAUGUCAUCAGUGGCAUCGAGUGCAAAGAUGAGGUGUUUGCCGCACACCAGGUGCAGCACGCCGAUCUGAAACCUGUGCUGGCCCCGACAGCGCCCGUGCCUGCUCCCAAGGCUCUCGCGACCGAGCCCGCCCCCAACGGCGCUAUAGUCGCCAUCAUUACUCCUGAGGAGAAACGCCCUAUACCCGUCACAGAGCUUAUAUUCGCUCCGCGAAAGAAAGAAAUGAACAAAGGCUUUCUCAUGUUCUCCCAAGACGAGGGACUUACAAUGCUUAAAGACGAGCCGGAAGAUCUGACGCACUUGGCACCCACCGCUGGUGAUGCUUGUAUACCUCUAGAGAACAGUCCUUUCGACAUGUUCGACGAAUUCAUUCUGAGCGAUAACUACUGCAGUCUGCUAGGAGAUGACCUGGCUAACGGAUCGCCGGUAGACUCUUUGACGCCAGAUUCAUUACUGUUGUCUUCUCCUGAACCACAGGAAAACGAAUCGUCAUGCGAACAGUCGUCAUUACUCACAGAGCUGUCACUAGACGCUUUCGACAACAGAUCAGAUAAUGACAUAGACGAUGGGAACUCCCCAUUCAUCCCGGCGAGCGAUGAGCUGCCGGUAUUGGAGCCGGCGGUCAUGUGGGGGGCCUUGCCCGACAGCGUCAGCAUGGCGAGACCACAGCCCACAGAGAUGCAGACUACAUCGCCUGCGCCCGCGCUGCAACGCUUAUUGACAGCCACCACCACGGGCCCCCCGCCACAGGAUCUCAUAACCAAUAUUUACUCGGACCAAGGUCUAAUACCAAGGAGUGUUGCAUCAUGGGAGACUGGAAUGAAAAGAGUAAUGAAGGAAGAACAGGAGCCGUGUGCAAAACGCAUAAAGCGUAGCCCGUCCCCGGUGCAGCCGGCGACGCCCACGCAGUCGUCGAGCGUCCUCAUGAACCUCCUGGAUCUGCAGCAGCAACUGCCACAGCAAAUCCCCCACCAACCAAAUUACCAACUCGUCAGGAACCCCCAGACUAUCAACCAGAACGCUAACCGAAAUAACAUCCCAUUGCCUGUAAUAAACUUACUACAAGGCAUACCAAACAAGCCAAUAAUACGUUCAAACACUCCAAUGAACAAUGUUAUGCGCACGAAUAUUGCUAGCCCCAUGUCUCCGUUGAGCCUCAACGUAAGCCCCAUGUACUCCCUACCAUCCAGCCCCAACAGCUACACCCAUAGCCCUGCCAUGAGCCCUGCCCAGAGGGACCGCGUCAUGAGCCCAUACUCCACUCCUCAGUCCAUGUCUCCAGUUGGUAAGUUCCAGCAGUACAGCCCUGGUAGCAGGCUGAUGUCGCCUGUCGGGGUCAUGAAGGGCUGCGACCCAUACCUCACGACCAAAAUGCAACCCAGCCCAGGCUACCCGCUCCAGACUCCGGACAUCAUGCUGGAUCCUAGCGCGCCCCUCACCACGACGGACUUCUGGACCGAGUCCGAAAUGCUGCAGGGCACAACCGACCUGCUCACCGCUUUAGACGACGUUAAGUUAGGCUAAGUAUCCUCGCGUGUCAAUGAGUGAUUGAAGAGUGAUUUCUGUAUUUCCAUUGAAACAGUUGUGGAUUGAUUGAAUACUGAAAUUCAAGUGUUUUCUUCCACCAUUUAAACAGUUGAAAUAACGUUUUAGAAUUCAGUUUUUCACACAAACAUUCCAAUAGAAAUGUUGUUACAAAUGUUUGUUUCAGAAAUCACUCGAAUGAAUGCAGGGUCGCAAAGGGUGUAAAACAAUAUAAGCCAAAGGGAUUCCAUGCGAUGUUUCGCUGUAGCAGUCAUGGGGCCGUUGCCCACUUGUUUAACAUUUUCGUUAAUAAAAAUCUUAGUUUUCAUAAUGUACAGACAUAAGUUGUUAUUAACUUAGUAAAGUUUAUUUAGUAUGCGUGGAAUCCUCGGCAAUGCAACGAUGUGACUUAGAUUAACAGAUAUUCUAUAUUGUGUACGAAUUUACAUAUUCGUAUUAUGUAUUUGUAUGUCUCGAGAUAUCUUUGUUGGAUGUGUGUGACUGUAUCAUAGUUUUAGUGUAACUAUAUCUAUGAACGAUCUGCACUAAGAAAUCAAGGCAGAAUUUAAUGUUUGGACUAGUUGCCAAUAUUUUUUAGACAGAAAUUAUUGCGAAUUUUAUACGGAGUUUUGUACUAAAAUGUAUUAUGUAAAUAAAAAUCUCUAAAUUGUUUUUAUUAACAUUUCGUUGAUAUUUCUGUCUUGCUUUUGUUUGCAGAUGCUUCGUAGACAUAUUGUGUCAAUAAAGAAAAUUGGAUAACGGUAUUCGAUAUAGUUUCAUAUAAUUUUGUAUUAUUCGGCAUGGAUUCAUUAAAAUAUUAUUCAUUUGAAAUAAUUCUCAAAGGAGUUUCGUCGAUAAAGUUAAGUAAAGAUGCUAUGUAAGUUUUAAUUUAUACUUUAUGAUCAAAUCGUAUACUCAUUUAGAAAUUAAGGGAUCAUAAUCUUGUAUACUUGUAUUUUCUGUUUUCCUCAAAUCAUUUAACAAAUAUACUAUUUAUUUAUUCGCUAUCACUGCCUAUAUGUCACAUUGAACAGUAUGUUGAGGCGCGAUUGAGAUCGACUACGACGAUUUUAAAUCGAUUUUCCAUCGAUGCCUAGUGGUCCACGCACACUCGAAUAAUAUUAUUUAUAUGUUUGUUUAAUGACAAUUAAAAUAAGAGACGUUCCUCUAUUUUUGUCAGUGAAAUAUUUUACCAGAAAACAGAUUAUUUCUUUCAAUAUUAAUUUUAAGAAUUAAAAAUGGAGGGAAACUUGAUUUUUGCCAAAAAGAUUUUUGUUGCUAAAAAUAGAAUACUGUUGCAAUGAUUUUACCGUAGACAGUUUAUUGUAAUUUUACCUAACAAUAGGUAGACAGAGCUGAUAGUAAAAUGUUUGUAGCAAACGACAAUGUUUGCACUACAUGCCGUACAUAAUAAGUACAAUAAUAUAACCCUCUACCAUCAUAUUACGAAUUAAUGCAAUUAUUUUCUUAUAAUUUAAAUCUCGGUAGAUUAAUUAUUUACACAUAAAUAUUUAGCUUAAAAAUAAUCUUAAGAUGGGAUUGUUAUAGAUCGAUUCUUGAUCAAUAAAAUUUGGUUUAUAAGAGAGAAAUUCAAAAUUAUGAAUUUCAAAUAAUUAUAUGAAUGUACGAAAUGAAAUAGAAAUGUUUUAUGUAAAUUGUUCACCCAAUAUUACCAUACUUUUUUGACCAUAAUUUCGUUUCAGUAAACUAAGUAUAAUUUUAGUAUGUACGAUUUUGUUUUUAAGUUUAAUCUGAUAUAAGAUUCUACUGCCAAUUUUCAUACUAAUGUCUGCACUUUAUUUUGUGUUGUUUCUGUACAAAUAUGUUUGCCUUCUUUCAAUCAAUGUGCCAUAGAGUUUGUAAUACAUUUUACAAAUUCUUUAGCUGUGUCUUCAUGAUAUAUUCGUCCAAUUCAUCUCGUAACGAUUCACAUCAAUUUAUAUAAAUACAUGAGAAAAGAAAAUGUAAAUAUAAAUCAAAUUGUUUUAUAUAUUUAGAGAAUAAAUUUCUGUCAUUGAAAA